GCGGCUCGCGUAGCCGUUCAUUACAUUGAGUGUUGGCAUCAAGUAAAGAAGUUACGGCGCAAGAGAGAAGACGUGAAAAAAAGUUUUUGCAAGUUUUCAGCUAAACGAUUCAGCGGCAGUGCAAAGUAGCAGCUAAUGAGUAAUUCAAAAAACUAAGAAGCUAAUCAGUGCAGUUGGCAAACGUACAGCACGUUUUCAAAAGGAGCUAGCCAUCCGCGGGCUUUGACCGGCGAAAGUGCACGCUUGAAUCAAUCGAGGAAGAUUUCCAGCAAACUGUGAUUCUCUGCGGGCAAGUUCUGUCCAUAAAAUACAGUUGAGAGAAAACCAAACGAAAAAAAAAAUCAAACAAAAAACACUUACCUACAGACACUAGAGCAAAAAUUUUGCCAAACGACAGCUUUGCGUAGAGUUUGGGUGCGUGUAAGCUGUGUCAGCUGUUUUUGCUCGUCCAUUCAAUUGUACAGUGGGGAAGAUCUUUCAAACGUAAUAUUCAAAGUGCAUGGUGUAAAAAGUUUUUUAUAAGUGAUAAGAAGAGACAUCCUAAACAGAAGAGAAAAAGUCACCAAACCGCGGGGAAUAAGGUGAAGAGGUCAAGACUUUAAUUUAUUAUUUAUGCUACAUUAGUUGUAAAAUAACGAAGAAAAGUGGUUACGAAAACAAACUAGGGAAAAGGUGUACACAAGGCUAAACAAAUGAUACUGAGAUAACGGUAAACUUCGCAACCACGAAUAUACAAACAGAACAUAAAAAAACUAGAAGUGUGAAUAAACCAACUUAAAGUGUAAGCAUUCUAAGCGUAAGCAUAGUUUUUAAACGCAGAGUAAAAGUGGAACAAGCAUCUGGAGUGCGGUUUUAAAAAGCGAAAAAUAAAAUCACCCACGAGAGUUGUUUUAUAACUGGAAGAGGACAACGGAGGAAUAGUAAAAUAAGCGAAAAUCUUUGUAGGAGCUAAAAACACCAGUAGAAAAAAAAAUAGUCCGUGCACUCUACUGCAAUCAUGAUGACUGAAACGCUGAAUUCUAAUAAUCACAUCAGCCAGAAAGGCGAGAAUAAAGUGGAUGACAUGGGAUGGAAAGCCAAACUCAAAAUACCGCCCAAAGAUACUAGAAUUAAGACAAGCGAUGUUACAGACACUCGAGGCAACGAGUUUGAAGAGUUCUGUCUGAAGCGUGAGCUGCUGAUGGGCAUCUUCGAAAAGGGAUGGGAGAAGCCGUCGCCAAUCCAAGAAGCCGCCAUCCCAAUUGCACUAGUGGGUAAGGAUAUCUUGGCGAGGGCCAAGAACGGUACCGGCAAAACGGGCGCGUACAGUAUUCCUGUACUAGAACAAGUGGAUCCGAGCAAGGAUUAUAUCCAGGCGUUGAUCAUCGUGCCAACGCGCGAGCUGGCACUGCAAACAUCACAGAUUUGCAUUGAGCUUGCCAAACACAUGCAUAUCCGGGUUAUGGUGACCACCGGUGGUACUAACCUCAAGGAUGAUAUUAUGAGAAUAUAUCAGAAAGUUCAAGUGAUCAUCGCGACGCCCGGCCGUAUACUUGACUUGAUGGACAAAGAGGUGGCGAAUAUGGCCAACUGCCGUAUGUUAGUAUUAGACGAGGCGGACAAACUGCUUUCGCAAGACUUCAAAGGCAUGCUGGAUCAUGUCAUUAUGAAAUUGCCGAGAGAGCGCCAGAUUCUUCUGUUCUCGGCGACAUUCCCGCUAAGUGUAAAGAACUUCAUGGAAAAACAUUUGCGCGAGCCUUACGAAAUUAAUCUGAUGGAAGAGUUAACUCUGAAGGGUGUUACCCAGUACUAUGCAUUCGUCCAGGAGCGGCAGAAGGUGCACUGCCUCAAUACCCUAUUCUCAAAGCUGCAGAUCAACCAAUCGAUCAUUUUCUGCAAUUCGACACAGCGUGUCGAACUGUUGGCGAAAAAGAUAACCGAGCUGGGCUACUGCUGCUACUACAUUCACGCCAAGAUGCAGCAGGCUCACCGAAACCGUGUUUUCCAUGACUUCCGAUCCGGGCUGUGCCGGAAUCUGGUCUGCUCCGAUCUCUUCACGCGCGGUAUCGAUGUACAGGCUGUGAACGUUGUUAUUAACUUUGAUUUCCCCAAGAUGGCGGAGACUUAUCUGCACAGAAUUGGUAGAUCCGGACGCUUUGGACAUUUGGGUAUUGCUAUCAACCUAAUAACUUACGAAGAUCGAUUCGAUUUGCACCGUAUUGAGAAGGAGCUCGGUACCGAAAUCAAACCGAUCCCCAAGGUGAUCGAUCCGGCUCUGUAUGUACCCAGGCUGGACGAUCCAAACAAUACGCAGGAGGAACAAAACAUUAGCAAAUAAGCCCUUCUCCCACAGUAAUUGCAUCAUACACCCGCAUACCAGUAGCUGCAGAAGAAAAAAAAAACAAAAUCAAAUAAAGAACAAACUAAUCGGCGCAUUUUGCUUCGGAACAUAUGAUAUCGCUUCCGAGCAAACAUCGACGAAAGAAACGUAAAAUACACGACGCGCCGAGAAACUGCACGAGUUUCAUGUUAGGAAUCAAGCUGCUGAACGUGUGGGUUAGUCACACAUUUACAAGAGAGAAAUGGAGUCUUCAAAUUAUUACAUUUUUGUUCAAGAAAAAAAACCUUUUUAAAAAUUGUUCUAUAAGAAACGAGAGAAGAUACUGAAGAAUUCAAAUGGUUCCCAUAAACACACACAAACAUACAAACUAAAUCUGUAAACUAUUGUGGAGGAGGAAUGCGGCAUCCGAGUGUUAGCGAAAACCCGAGAGAACGUGGAUCGAGUGGAUGAGAAAAGUGCAUCGUGCGGAACCUACCGGUAUAACCAGCAUACUACAUCAUCGUUGUGUACGGGUUGAUGAACUAGAGACAUCAACAUUUUUUAAGCAAACCUAGCGAAUUAACUAAUUCUGGAGAAUACACAAACCGGGAACUAGUUUGCAGCGAUCAACAACAAAAAAAAAACAUGUGUACAUAGUAUUGCAAAGGAGAGAGACUCGUUAUUCUUCAAGGAAGACGAUAUGCUGCUGUAAACGAAGGAUACACGAACUUAGAAAAGUACCGGUUUGCCUUUCGUUAUUCUGCUAGUGUGUAGGUUUGCAACAAAGUCCAGUUGUUAAACAUUCGGAAAACGUAUCUAAAUUGGACUGAGCUGAUAUUGAACCCUUCAUUCGGACAGAAGAGAAACUCCUAAUAGAGAAGUUAGCAAGCGAGAGACAAUUUUUAUAGCAAAGGGAAAACCAUGAGGAAAACUAAAAAAAAUAUAUACUUACAACGUGGAACAACGGGUUAGAGCUUAGUAUCUCUGCGGCAGAAAAGAUGCUUAAAAAACGGUAUCAACGAACGAAAAGGCAAUAUCCUUCAAACUCUAGGUAUAAUUUUUACCUGACGUAAAAUCUGAUCACCGAAAAGCGUUGCAGAUGCUCUAUGUCUACUGGGUUCAAUAUUUGCGCAGAUCCGUCAGGUAAUUGGGCUAGGUUAUAUACGCUCAUCUAUCAUUUAGCUAAUCACCAAACAGUUCACGAUCACAUUUUAUUGGUGUUUAUUUUCUGUUGGUCAUGAUUAAAUCGCUCAAAGCAUAAUUCUUUCCGAAAGACAUUUUGCGAAAUGAAAAAAAGUACUUUCUAUUCUUUACUUUGCGAUGGAAGAAACAUUUAGAUGAUUUAGGAGACCAGAAUGCAGUCAUAUUAUAUCAGGCAUCUUUUGCAGUUAGUCAUUAACUUUCGACGCGGUUGAAAAAAAUCUUAAGGCAAGCAAGCGAGCAGGGUUAAAAUUUUAUCUGCUGGAUUGAGUUUUGUGCACACGUUAGCACGAUGUUUGCUUCCAUCGCAAUCACCGUCGUCUUUGUUUUGGAAAAAAAUUACAUUAGCAUACAUAUGCAUCAAUCAUAUUUGUGUCAUUUUUGUUCGAUAGUUUUGUUUUCUACGGUUGCCUUCUCCUGGAAAGACUUGUUCGCUAUCGAUGAUGGAAAAACUGCCAUUGUUUCCUACUUGGUACGUUCUAAUGAAACUCUGCCGUUGGUUGCAGCGAGAUUGAAAAAAAAAAUAAAAUCUCACCAAAACAAUAAUUCGAACAAGGUGCAGAUUUUCCAUUGUCAAUGAAUUACUAGCUUAUUUUAUAAUCAGAAUAUUUGUUAUGGUUCCAUGGCAUUUGUGAAACCGCCGAAAGCUCUGACCGACGCUUGCAGUUUUGUAAAAUUUCGUCUUCAAAAGUUAAGUUUCCUGCAGUGUUGGUUAGUUUCGCAUGGAUCGCAAGUGUUGUAGACCAGGAACAAUUUAGCAGUAAAAUUAGAUACAAAGUAAUGAACCUUCGUUUAAGAAGCGUUUGUUCUUUGCUUAAGGAAAAUAAGACAGGAAACUAAACAUUCAUUUGUCAGUGGGAGUUUUUUUUAUCGUUCAACUUUCGGAGUGAGCGAAAAUUCAUGGUUUGUUGGAUACGCUUUGGUAUCGCAUAGGCAUACUCUUGCCAGAGACGGUGUUAUGACAGAGCACCUGAUAUGAACAUCGAUUUUUUGACAGUCUAGUACAUUUGAAUCUAUUGUUAAAACGAGGAGAUGAGGUUCGUAAUUCAUACGUUUAGGUUUACUACUACAACGCACAUUAUUUUAUAAUUUGCAAUUCACCAAACGGCAUACAAUUAUUCAUUGCGCGUCGAUGCGGCAUGUAAACAAUUCAAGAAAAAUACUUGUAAUACAUGUGUUGAAAAAUGGGAAAGAUGAUAUGCUUAGGUGAACUUAUAAUUUUAGACUGUCAAACUCAAACAAUAAUGAAUAGCGCACUUUUUAUGACGCAGAUUUUUCAUUAGAAAAAAAAAUCGUCAAUUUCAUGUACACUAAAAGUUUUGAGUUUUAAAAUGUGUCCUGAAAGUGCUUGUUUGCCAAUAAAGCGUUUUUAAGCGCUCCAAAUGGGAACAAAAGUUCUCGAUUUUUGUUGACAGUUGACACCGGUGCGUUUCUUUGAAAAUUCAAUGACGCAUAUUGACUGUUACGAUUACUGGGAAAAGGGGGUGGAAAUUCAAGCUUCCGUUUAUCACAGUGGUUUUUUUACUCCACCAGUUAAUCAUGUUAAGUAAAAAACUCAAUGGAAGCCAAAAAAAAAAAACGCAUUUGAAAACAAAUGCAAGAGGUAGAAGAUCAAAAAUGUGAUAACUAAAAGCGAGAAAGUUUGCUAAACAAAAAAAAAACAACUAAGCAACUGCGGACGGUGAGGCGUUAAUGCAUGCAGCAACAGCGUAUCGAAAUUCCAAUUCAUGUACAUUGUGCCAUCUUUUUGAAUAUCGAAUCUCCGGUAUGUGAAUUGGAAUUUACAGAUAAGUAUAACACCAACCGCCGCAGGUAAAACAUCAAAAGCACAAUCAAAAGACCAAAUCAAUAACCUUUAAAACCGAUUGCAGCGGCGAAACCCAUUGAAAAGCAAUCGAAUAAUAUCUUAAAACUUGUAGUUAAUUCAGGCAAACCGAUUGUGAUCUCUAUCAGUAAGAAAGGUUGAAGGAAGUUUACUAUUUUUUUCCUCUGUCGUCUAACUACAAUAAUGCAAUGUGCUUCCGCUCUGAAUAGUUUCUCCUUUAAGUGCAAUUUAGAUUUGUAUAUUGAGCUGACCGUCAGUUUCGCAUAGCAUAUGUUUGGUGUCAUACGCAAUUGAUAGUUUGUUUGCUGAGAAAUAAAAAAAAAAUCUUUUAUUUCAAUCAACACAUAAUACCACCAGCAAGCAGAGCGGAAACAAAGAUUGUUGGGGAAAGAAAUAAAAUCACAUACUUCAAAGUACCUGUUAUUUACACAAAUACGCAGAGCAGAGUAAAAUUCAAUUAUAGCCGAUUUGGUAAGACGUGACUCAACAACAUAAAACGUCUUGAUAGUAAAAAAAAGCUGAAAACACGGAGAUUCAUUACAAAUCAAAGCCAAGUUUUCCAAUCCUUCUGAAACGAUCUCUUCCGAUACAAUAGGCAGCAAAGGGUAGAAAACCGAGAAUUCAGCUUCUUGAAGUUCUGUCAUUUUCCUUGCUGUUGCUUUAUUCUCUGCAAAUGCCGACCCGAAUUACCUGCGGGAACUGGGGCAUUGUUUAGAUGGCUGACAGUUUUCAAUCACUUCCAAUACCGAAAAACUCGAAACAGAGCAAACAUUGUCAAUAUUUCACUUCAAACAGUCUCAGGAAAAAAAUACCUUUCUCCUGAGACUUCUAUUCCGGAUAGCAGUUUUGAUUGGCUUUGAUUUGUAAAAAAUUGUUACAAGAAAAAAGUGUAUUGAGAAAAUAGUUCUAAAUCUAUUUCCUAUAAUUUCAAAUAGAAGUAAGAGCGAAGAAGCGAUUAGAAGAAGAAGAAAAACGUCGGAUGCGAAAAAGUGAUGUGUAAAACAAGCGAAAUCACCGUACCUGAUAUUUGUUAUUGUGAGAAAUAAGUUUAGAAAAAAUUUUAGAUCAACACAGAAAAAAGCAAAAAAAAAAAUAAAACUGCUAUCAACUAAA
Molecule: messenger RNA, 6437 nt
Organism: Wyeomyia smithii (pitcher-plant mosquito)
Lineage: Eukaryota; Metazoa; Arthropoda; Insecta; Diptera; Culicidae
Gene: me31B
Product: ATP-dependent RNA helicase me31b
Exons: 6
Coding region: 998-2317 (439 amino acids)
Biological process (GO): cytoplasmic stress granule assembly; P-body assembly
Cellular component (GO): P-body; cytoplasmic stress granule
Molecular function (GO): mRNA binding; ATP binding; RNA helicase activity
Source: RefSeq, a predicted model, not a curated record